Molecule: messenger RNA, 4342 nt
Organism: Trichechus manatus latirostris (Florida manatee)
Lineage: Eukaryota; Metazoa; Chordata; Mammalia; Sirenia; Trichechidae
Product: protein argonaute-3
Exons: 19
Coding region: 697-3234 (845 amino acids)
Biological process (GO): regulation of stem cell proliferation; regulatory ncRNA-mediated post-transcriptional gene silencing
Molecular function (GO): miRNA binding; single-stranded RNA binding; protein binding
Source: RefSeq, a predicted model, not a curated record
CAUACAUUUAUUCAGUAAUUUCUGCAUGUACAUUUCAGUGACAUUGGUUACAUACUUCACAUUUUGUCACCAUACUCACUAUCUCUACCCAUAUUGUUUCGCUACCAUUAACUUAGACUUUCUGCCCUGUAAAGCUCACAUCUGUGCUUUAGAGUUACUAUUGUCGGUUUAAUCUCAUAUAUAUAAUUCUUUAAAAGAGUGCAAUGCUCAGGGCAGACAUUCUUUAGUAAUUGAGCUAAUCUGUUGUUUAGCUUAAAGAUGACUCUGUGAUAGUUUGGUUCAAGGUUUAAAGAUUCUUUCCAGGCAGUAGAUUCGGGGGUUUCCCCAGUCUCAAUGGAUCCAGUAAGUCUGGUUCCCAUAUGAAUUUGAAGUUCUGUUGUACAUUUUCCUCCUUUUGAUCAGAAUCUGCAUCUUGGGUCCUUGAUCAAAAUGUGCAGUAAUGGUGGCUGAGCACUGCUCAUUUCUUCUGGUUUCAUGGCAGAGGAUAUAGUAGUUCAUGGAGGCAAUUAAACCUACAGUCCAGUUCCUUCUCUGAUUUCUGGAUCUCCUUCUGUUGCUCCAGGUGAAUAGAGACCAAUUGUAUCUUGGCUGGCCGCUGGCAAACUUCUAAGACCCCAGGCACUACACAUUGAACUAGGAAGUAGAACACAAACUCUAAAGACAACAUUAGGACCCGUUGGGGCCCAGCCCCUACUCAUGGUGCCCAGACGACCUGGCUAUGGCACCAUGGGCAAACCCAUUAAACUGCUGGCUAACUGUUUUCAAGUUGAAAUCCCAAAGAUUGAUGUCUACCUCUAUGAGGUGGAUAUUAAACCAGACAAGUGUCCUAGAAGAGUGAACAGGGAGGUGGUUGACUCAAUGGUUCAGCAUUUUAAAGUAACUAUAUUUGGGGACCGUAGACCAGUUUAUGAUGGAAAAAGAAGCCUUUACACAGCCAAUCCACUUCCUGUGGCAACUACUGGGGUAGAUUUAGAUGUUACAUUACCUGGGGAAGGUGGAAAAGAUCGACCUUUCAAGGUGUCAAUCAAAUUUGUUUCUCGAGUGAGCUGGCAUCUACUGCAUGAAGUGCUGACAGGACGGACCUUGCCUGAGCCACUGGAAUUAGACAAGCCAAUCAGCACUAACCCUGUCCACGCUGUUGAUGUGGUGCUACGACAUUUGCCCUCCAUGAAAUACACGCCUGUGGGACGUUCAUUUUUCUCAGCUCCAGAAGGAUAUGACCACCCUCUGGGAGGGGGCAGGGAAGUAUGGUUUGGAUUUCAUCAAUCUGUUCGGCCUGCCAUGUGGAAAAUGAUGCUUAAUAUUGAUGUUUCUGCCACUGCCUUCUACAAAGCACAACCUGUAAUUCAGUUCAUGUGUGAAGUUCUUGACAUUCAUAACAUUGAUGAGCAACCAAGACCUCUGACUGAUUCUCAUCGGGUAAAAUUCACCAAAGAGAUAAAAGGUCUGAAGGUUGAAGUGACUCAUUGUGGAACAAUGAGAAGGAAAUAUCGUGUUUGUAAUGUAACAAGAAGGCCUGCCAGUCAUCAAACCUUUCCUUUGCAGUUAGAAAAUGGCCAAACUGUGGAGAGAACGGUUGCACAGUAUUUCAGAGAAAAGUAUACUCUUCAGCUGAAGUACCCGCAUCUUCCCUGUCUGCAAGUGGGGCAGGAGCAGAAACAUACCUAUCUUCCAUUAGAAGUCUGUAAUAUUGUGGCAGGGCAACGAUGUAUCAAGAAGCUAACGGACAAUCAGACUUCCACUAUGAUCAAGGCAACAGCAAGAUCUGCGCCAGAUAGACAAGAGGAAAUUAGCCGAUUGGUAAGAAGUGCAAAUUAUGAAACAGAUCCAUUUGUUCAGGAGUUUCAAUUUAAAGUUCGGGACGAAAUGGCGCACGUAACCGGACGUGUACUUCCAGCACCUAUGCUACAGUAUGGAGGACGGAAUCGGACAGUAGCAACACCAAGCCAUGGAGUAUGGGACAUGCGAGGGAAACAAUUCCACACAGGAGUUGAAAUCAAAAUGUGGGCUAUAGCUUGUUUUGCUACACAGAGGCAGUGCAGAGAAGAAAUACUGAAGGGUUUCACGGAUCAGCUGCGGAAGAUCUCUAAGGAUGCAGGGAUGCCCAUCCAGGGCCAGCCUUGCUUCUGCAAAUAUGCACAGGGGGCAGACAGUGUAGAGCCCAUGUUCCGGCAUCUCAAGAACACCUACUCUGGGCUGCAGCUCAUUAUCGUCAUCCUGCCAGGGAAGACACCAGUGUAUGCGGAGGUGAAACGUGUAGGAGACACACUUUUGGGUAUGGCUACACAAUGUGUUCAAGUCAAGAAUGUAAUAAAAACAUCUCCUCAAACUCUCUCAAACCUGUGCCUAAAAAUAAAUGUUAAACUCGGAGGGAUCAAUAAUAUUCUUGUACCUCAUCAAAGACCUUCUGUGUUCCAGCAACCAGUGAUCUUUUUGGGAGCAGAUGUCACUCAUCCACCUGCUGGUGAUGGGAAGAAGCCUUCUAUUGCUGCUGUUGUAGGUAGUAUGGAUGCCCACCCAAGCAGAUACUGUGCCACAGUAAGAGUUCAGAGACCCCGACAAGAGAUCAUCCAGGACUUGGCCUCCAUGGUCCGGGAACUGCUUAUUCAGUUUUAUAAGUCGACUCGGUUCAAACCUACUCGUAUCAUCUUUUAUCGGGAUGGUGUUUCAGAGGGACAGUUUAGGCAGGUAUUAUAUUAUGAACUACUAGCAAUUCGAGAAGCCUGCAUCAGUUUGGAGAAAGACUACCAACCCGGAAUAACUUACAUUGUAGUUCAGAAGAGACAUCACACUCGGUUAUUUUGUGCUGAUAGGACAGAAAGGGUCGGAAGAAGUGGCAAUAUUCCAGCUGGAACAACAGUUGAUACAGACAUUACACACCCAUAUGAGUUUGAUUUUUACCUCUGUAGCCAUGCUGGAAUACAGGGUACCAGCCGUCCUUCACUCUAUCAUGUUUUAUGGGAUGAUAACUGCUUUACUGCAGAUGAACUUCAGCUGCUAACUUACCAGCUCUGCCACACUUAUGUGCGCUGUACACGAUCUGUUUCUAUACCUGCACCAGCGUAUUAUGCUCACCUGGUGGCAUUCAGAGCCAGAUACCAUCUUGUGGACAAAGAACAUGACAGUGCUGAAGGAAGUCACGUUUCAGGACAGAGCAACGGGCGAGAUCCACAAGCUCUUGCCAAGGCUGUACAGAUUCACCAAGAUACCUUACGCACAAUGUACUUUGCUUAAAAAGUCCAAGUAUACUCUGUGAGAGGAAGAACUGAAAGAGGAAUGGACAUGCACAAUGUGUGUUUCCAGUGGAGUCAGUUGAGUGAGGAUGCCUCCAGCCAUACAGAAACCAACACUGUGGGGGGACCAGGGUCUGAUCCUUAUGUUGAUACAAGGUAGAUUGUUUACUUCAUCAAGGAACACAGCUCCAUUAUGCAAUAUGAAACCAGCCAACUGCUUUUUUGUGCGGUCUCCUGUAGGAAGUAUCGCGAUUGUUUUGUUUUUCACUUCUGGUAGUCUAACCCUUUUAAUGCCUUUACCUCAAGUUGCUUGGCAGCACAACUAUCUUUGCAAAAAAAAGUAAAGAAAAAGUAAAUGAUGGUUUAAACACACACACACACACACACACCCCUACAUGAAUAAUCAAAGUGAUUGUUCACAAUAAUGUGUGCAAAAAAAUUAAUGUGCAUUUGUGUAUUCUUGUAAAGUGUCUGUGUAUAUAUUAAAUAUAUACAUGCAUACUUCAUAUGUAUAUAUAUCUGGAUCUAAAUGAUAAUAGAUAUAUAUGUGCCUGUGUAUAUAUUUUUAUAGUUCAUUCCAUUGGGGAACUUUCUUCCCCGUUUUUUCUCCCCUAUCACCACUUUAAUUUUUCUCUCUACCUCCCUUGCCUUCAUCACCUCCGUUUUUUUUCCUAAUGCUACCAGUGACAUUCAAAUGUUCAUCUGUCUCGUUCAUUUGGAUGUGAAGCAUGGCAAACUAGGUUUUUAUUUUGCACACCCUACUUCUUUAUUUUAGCCAGCUGCUGUCUUUUGUCUCAUACACAGUUCUGAGUCCUCAACUCUUGAUAUUGCUUUCCUAAGAAACAAUUAUUUUAUGUAUAUAUGUUUUUUGUGAGCAUGUGUAUGUGUGUCUUUCUCUUUCUGAACUUACAUUUGCCAUUUGUGCAAUGUGUACUUAAGCAGUAACAACCUAAACUUUUCUUUUUCUUUAGUGAGUCUGUUAAAGCUGCUGUAAACCCUUGUCAGAAGUGGUAACUCUUUCUCUCUGAUAAGUGACAUGUAUUCUAAAGACUUCUGUUUCUAUGGGUUAUACAUAGAAACCUCUUAAAGCUUUUAUAAAGAGUAAAUAU